AUUUUGAAUAACAAAAGUAGAAAACUAAAAUCAAAGCAAAACAAAAACACAAAGGAAGGAAGAACAAGAAUAACAAAAUGUCGUGGCAAACUUAUGUGGAUGAACAUUUGAUGUGUGAUAUCGAUGGCACUGGUCAUCACCUCACCGCGGCUGCCAUUCUCGGCCAUGACGGUUCUGUUUGGGCUCAGAGCACUUCAUUCCCUCAGUUUAAGCCUGAUGAGAUUACUGGUAUCAUGAAAGAUUUCGACGAACCAGGACAUCUUGCACCUACUGGCAUGCACCUUGGGGAAAUCAAGUACAUGGUUAUUCAAGGAGAGCCUGGAGCUGUCAUUCGUGGGAAGAAGGGAUCUGGAGGUAUAACAAUAAAGAAAACUGGACAAGCUCUUGUUUUUGGCAUCUAUGAAGAACCUGUUACUCCUGGACAGUGCAACAUGGUUGUUGAGAGGUUGGGAGAUUACCUCGCUGAACAAGGUCUCUAGACCAUGAAUCAUCAAGAUUUGACUAUUUUGUUUUUUCGUACUAUAUUGUUUUGAUAUAUUUCUCGGAUUAGGCGUGUCCUGGUGUCGGACACGUGUCCGACACCGACACAUAUAAUUUUAAUUAAUUAUGUGAUUUUCUCAAAUUGUUAGAGGUGUCGGCAUGUCAGUAUUGUGUCGUGUCCGUGUAUCCAUGCUUCAUAGCAUAUAGGGAAGCAAUAAGCUGUAGACUCCUUGUUUUGUAUUUGUUAUCCUUCUAUUGUUAACUUCA
Messenger RNA from Medicago truncatula (barrel medic), 747 nucleotides. RefSeq names its product profilin-2. The transcript has 3 exons. The record is from RefSeq and is a predicted model, not a curated record. Bases 78 to 479 code for a protein of 133 amino acids. Lineage: Eukaryota; Viridiplantae; Streptophyta; Magnoliopsida; Fabales; Fabaceae. Gene Ontology annotation, cellular component: cell cortex. Gene Ontology annotation, molecular function: actin monomer binding.